Messenger RNA from Cajanus cajan (pigeon pea), 2224 nucleotides. Its product is annotated as Magnesium transporter CorA-like family protein. Gene Ontology annotation, cellular component: membrane. Gene Ontology annotation, molecular function: metal ion transmembrane transporter activity. The record is from RefSeq and is a predicted model, not a curated record. Gene Ontology annotation, biological process: metal ion transport; transmembrane transport. Lineage: Eukaryota; Viridiplantae; Streptophyta; Magnoliopsida; Fabales; Fabaceae.
GUAACUACGAGAGGACACAUAUGAAUUGGAUUUAUAGUUGAAGGAAGUUUCCAAGAAGCUCAACCACUCUACAAUUAAUAAUUGGUAGUUAAUUAGUUUGUCGCAGCCAAAUCCCUCGUCCAUUUGAAGUUUUCUUACUCCGUCGCUUUCCCUUUAGCCGAUUUCAACGUUUGAGUUUCUUGGGCAUUCAUCAAGAUUGUUUUAAAGGAUGUGAUGUUAGAUUUGAAGUAUCAAGUUUAUGAGAUGGGAAAUUUGAGUCUCUAAGUUUGGGUCUCUGGAUCAAGUUGUUGAAUACCUGUCAUUUUGUGUAUUAGUUGGAAGACUAUUUAGGGGUUGCUGCUGAAAGUUAUGGAACUAGCUCAGCACAUAGUUAUGGAGAAUGGGGUGGGUGAGGAGAUGGAUGGUGAAACUUCGGCACGGGCUCCACUGAAGGAGCACCGAGUCUACCCUACCCAUCCUGCAGGCUUGGUGAGGAAGAGAGCUUAUAUAUUUGAUGGCAUGGGAAGUUUUUACCAUAAGGAUUGGGAUCUAGCAGACCUUUUUGUAAAAGAAGGGAAGGAAUCGGGUGUAGGAGAAGGUCGAAGCAACGAGUUUUCUUGGUACCAUGUGGAACUACCGAAAGGAAAUCAAAAGUUGUCACAAUCUGCACAGGACCUGAUUGCUGUUUUCUGCCCGCCUUUGAAGCUCCAAGACAUUCUUUCACUUGUUAGCAAUGGACCCUUUUGUGCACAUGUAGAUGGGGCACUUGUCUUCCGGGUUAAUUCGCCUGGUCCUCCCUCUAGUGACUUUACAUUUAGGAUUGCUGCUAGAGUUACAGAACAUUCAGUAAUUACGGUGUCCUUGGGACGUGUUCCCAGGUUAGGCUUCUCACGCAUGGGUGAGUCUCUGCUUUCGGAGAUUCCUAGUGUUGAAAGCUCCUCUUCUCAUAGAGGUCAGCAGCAGGAAAGAAGUGGGAUAGUGAUCAAGGAGCAUGUUCUUGAAUUCUUAUUGACUAUGAAUCACUCUGAGGAAGCUGACAACCCUGUGCCCAGAUCUCUCUCAAAUCUUGUGGUUCACAUAAUUGACACACAUGUAGAUCAGCUUCAAGACCUUGUGACUAAGCUUGAGAUGGAAUUGGAAUCUGUGGAGCUUGACUUGGAUAAAGGUGGUUAUGCUCUGAAGAAACAAAUGCUUGAUGACAGAAGAUUCCCCAAACUGCAUAUUAAUUUGCAGCGUCUCUUGCAGGUGAUUGCCCAUGGAGAGCAAGUGUAUCUCCGAGUAAAAGAAAAAUGCUCUUCAAAAAGAUGGUUUGCCAAUGAAGACCUUAACUCCCUUGAAGAACUAAUUGGAAGGUUAAGGAGGAUGAAGGAGAAUGUGGGGUUUAUAGUAAAUCGUGUCACAGCAAUUCAGGCUGGUCUCGACAGCUGGCAGUCAGAGCAAAUAAACAGGAAGCUGUACUAUCUUUCCUUCCUCUCGAUAAUAUUCCUCCCUUUGUCCAUCAUAACAGGAGUCUUUGGCAUGAAUGUUGGAGGAGUUCCAUGGACAGGUCAAAAUGACCCUCUGCUAAAAGAUGGUUUUCGCAAUGUCAUGCUACUCUGCGUUGCUAUGUUAUUUCUUGUACUCCUCUGCUUCAUUUUCCCAGCUCUUUAUACCCGUAUAGCUGCUGCUUGGCGAAAUAAGAGAGCUCUGGGAAGAAGCUGGUCACUGAACAGGAAGUCAUUGCUCAAGAGACCAUUAAGAAUAGGAGAUCAGGAGAGAGGGGGCUAUCUUCGGAUUUAAUGGUUAGAGGUAUCACUUCAUUUCAUGCUGCUUUUCAAUGACACCAACCGAAGAAAUGUAAUAAACUGACAAUUAGUAGUCAGCACAACACUCAUAUGAAGCCAAAAUGGAAUCCUCAUGAAGCACAGAUUCUCUGGAAGAGUAUAGUAAAAUGGAGAUUAUGAUCAAGGCAAGCUUAUCGUUUAUUCUUUCAUUGUUUUUUUCCCCGGGGAGAGAGGAUAUUUGGUUCCAUUACUUUCUUUUUUGGCACGUAUGGGUACAUUGCAAACUUGUACAGUGUACUUUUCUUUUUUGGUUAGUGACAGAUUUUUUAAUUUUUUUAUAUUUUUAAUUGUCAGUAAUAGAUUGGAAAUGCAAGGAGAACCGAGUCAAUUUCCUUAUUGGUGACUGUAAUUACUAUUCCUUUUAUUCUUGUACUCUAAGCUUAUCGGUACUUUCUUGACAAUAAAUUUCUUUUUUUUUCUCA